AUUUAUUUAGGGAAUGACUUAUUUAUUUAUUUAUUUAUUUAUUUGUUUAACAGGUUAUUAUGUUAUCUAUUCAUGUUUAAAUCACAUAUGGUCUGGCCUACCUCCUUUUCCUCACUUAGAUUCCUGACAGACAUCAGGUGGCCUUGGAAGUCAUCACUUAUAUUGGCUGCGGGCUGUCGCUAGUGGGCGAGACUUUAACUGUUCUCACCUAUCUGGUUUUGAUGAACCUCAAGCAGGAGCAGUGUCAGAUAAGACUCAAUCUAGUCAUAGCCAUAGCCGUGGCACAAAUCAUUUUCCUCGCAGGAAUUGAUGCUACAUCAAAGCAGGGAGCCUGUAUUUUUGUAGCAGUGUCUAUCCAUUAUUUUUAUCUGGUCGGGUUUGCCUGGAUGCUGAUGGAGGGAAUCUACUUGUACCUCAUGGUUGUCAAAGUUUUCAACACCCUAGUAAAAAUGAAACUAUUUUAUACAUUCUCUUGGGGCUUCCCAUUGCUUAUGGUGGUGUGUUCGAUUGUGAUCGCAUCCGGUGCAGAACACGGAGUUACAAGCUAUGUACAUAGUGACUACUGUUGGAUUUCAUUCUCAAAUAAUUUGGUUUGGACCUUUGCCGCCCCAGUCCUCGUGGUCGUCCUGUGGUGGAAACCCACAGAACGAUAA
Messenger RNA from Orbicella faveolata, 653 nucleotides. Its product is annotated as adhesion G protein-coupled receptor D1-like. Gene Ontology annotation, biological process: cell surface receptor signaling pathway; G protein-coupled receptor signaling pathway. Gene Ontology annotation, cellular component: plasma membrane. The record is from RefSeq and is a predicted model, not a curated record. Lineage: Eukaryota; Metazoa; Cnidaria; Anthozoa; Scleractinia; Merulinidae. Gene Ontology annotation, molecular function: G protein-coupled receptor activity.